Molecule: messenger RNA, 1087 nt
Organism: Ricinus communis (castor bean)
Lineage: Eukaryota; Viridiplantae; Streptophyta; Magnoliopsida; Malpighiales; Euphorbiaceae
Product: vitellogenin-2
Exons: 4
Coding region: 173-793 (206 amino acids)
Source: RefSeq, a predicted model, not a curated record
AUCUGGACUCAUCAUCAUUUUGCAUCAGACACAACGAAGAACUCAAAAAUUUUCCCGCCAUUUAAAAAAUCUCCACAAGCUUCUUCAACACACUUCUUUUGUCAUUUGGGUUCUGAUCUCUUAUGGUGCAAAAACUGACACCAAACUGAGAGACAAGUAAAGAGAAAAAGCUAUGAAAGAAAAUCACAAGCAUACGGAAGCUACAGGACGAAGAAGAAGCAGUUGCAACAGUAAUAGUAAUAGAAAACCCCUCUCAGAUUGCAUAAACAUCAUUAAUUCUAGAAACCCAGCUCAAUCUUCUUCUUCCACAUCCACUAAAAACUCCACGUCUUUUAUCAAACCCACAAACGACAAUACUUCAUUAAACCCUAGUGCUGUUUCGGUGAACUCAGUUUCCACGCCUUCUCGAGCUCCGAAACCCUCUUCUGAUAAGGGUAAUGCUAGUGCUAGUCCUAGUCGUGAGGCUUUUGAGCCGCAUUCAGUCUACAGUCGGAGACAAUCUGCAGAUAAGAGGAAGGGUAAAAGGAAGGCAAUUGCUGAGCCUAUGAGUUGCUUUCCUGCUCUAAAAACUCAAUUUACUGGGAGUGAAAUGAAUGAACGUGAAGUAACCAGUCUAUCCAAAUCGUGCGUGCUGCCUUACGAAAAGAAGCAGCGUCAGAGAAUCCCUAAAGAAGAUGAUGCCAAGUAUGCUCUGCCCCAGGAUUUUAUUGAGAGACAAAGGGCUUACUUUGCAGAAAUCGAUGCUUUUGAACUGCCGGAGGAGGAAGUUGCUUCAAUUGAUGAAUUGGACUGAGUGAAUGUGAGAUGAAGUGUAUAAUUCGGAUGGAACACACUAGCCAAUCUAGCCCUAAAAAUUUUCCCUGUAUAGUUAAGAGUAGUUUCGACAUUAUACACUGGUGUUAUAACUAAUAACCAGCUAACCACUCAUAUAACAUAAUCACUUGAUAUUCAUUCUAGUGUAGUCGAAUGUACAUGAAAGUGAAACAAUGAUAAUGCCUUCAGUAGGAAGGUAAAAAGGAGAGUAUUGUCUUUCCCUACACUGUAGUCAUUAAUAAUGCAUACCCGUCGCAUGCUUCACUUUUAUUAA